Phyllostomus hastatus (greater spear-nosed bat) is the source of this 1490-nucleotide messenger RNA. RefSeq names its product Dexi homolog (gene DEXI). The record is from RefSeq and is a predicted model, not a curated record. The transcript has 2 exons. Lineage: Eukaryota; Metazoa; Chordata; Mammalia; Chiroptera; Phyllostomidae. The coding region runs from base 383 to 670 and encodes 95 amino acids.
CUCGGAACACUACCAGCAAGGCGACGCGGCGGCUGCAGUCAUGGUCGCUGAGCCUGCGGCGGCGCAAAUGGGGCUCGAGGAACUGCUGGGUCGACCUGGAGAGGCUGCCUCCGGGACUGGCCCUGGACGCUGAGCCGUGGUGGGGUCCCCACCAGUGCUGCGAGGGCACGUGAUUGACAGUGGGCGCAUCGGAGGAGCGGGACAACCACUUUAGGGGGUCCCGCCGCUCAUCCCCGGGGGUCACCGCGGGGGCCCAGCGCCGCCUCGGUCGAGCCCAGGGCGCCCCUGGAUGGCUGAGUUGCCCUCUCGCUGGCCGCCCGGGCGCCACAGCAGCUGAGCUCGCCGGGAUCCCCGGGCUGCUGCCGCCCUCGCGGUCCCCUGCAUGCCCGGCGCCCGGGUCGCAGCCCACCUGGACGCGUUGGGUCCCCUGGUCCCCUACGUGCCACCGCCGCUGCUGCCCUCUAUGUUCUACGUGGGCCUGUUCUUCGUCAAUGUGCUGAUCCUAUACUACGCCUUCCUCAUGGAGUACAUCGUCCUCAACGUCGGCCUCGUCUUCCUGCCCGAAGACAUGGACCAGGCACUUGUGGACCUCGGCGUGCUCUCUGAUCCUGGCUCGGGCCUCUAUGAUGCCGACUCGGAGCUCGACGUCUUCGAUAGUUAUUUGGAAUAGGUCUCACUCUCCCACCUCCUCCCACCCACCCCCUACGACCUGCAACCGUCCCCCCGGACCAGCCAUCCGAUCAUGCCGCCGCUGCUGGUUGAGGGCACCGUCUGGCCAGGGAUGGGACCUCCAGGACAAGGUCCUCUCCGGCCUUUGAGGCCUGCCUGUUCCCUUCAAAAGUUUCUGUGCCAACAGAGAGGCCCCUACCCAGACCCAGGAUGGUGGGACGGAGGGGCUGAGACUGAAUGACGAGGUUGGGAAGACAUUUGUCCCCCUCCCCAAAGGGAGAAGUCGGGGAUGUGCGAAGACCUUACCCACCUGCAGCAUUGCACAAAUGGCCUUGCCUUGGCUCUGACCUUUCACAGCUGCAAUGGAUGUUUACAGGAACCCAGCCAGCAUAUGCCUCCCUGCUCUUUAACCCUGACUGCACCUGCUUUCCCCACUUAACGUUCAAGAGAACACUUCAAGCUGCAGACACAGACAUGAAAGCGACAGUCAACUCCAGCUGAUGCCUGGAGCCCUUCGCCCAGCUGGGUGCGGCCCAGGCUGAUCUUGGAUGCAGCGACUGUUUCAGGGAGUGACUCCGGAGGAAGAGGCAAGGAAUGUGUCCGGGGCUAAAGGCGGGGUAUCGACUUAUUCAUUUCAAGUUGCUUCUUCAUCCAGUUACCAAAACUGAUCCAUCGUGGCAGGAGAAGGCCAUGUUGCUCCUCUGGCCAGAAAUAUUUUUAGAAAAUGUGAAUGGUAUGAAUACUGGACUUUGAUAAACCUGUAAAAGCAAUACUUAGGAGGCUAAUUUCUUUCAAUUAAAAAAAAAUGUAUGCAACUUCAA